CGGUGACGUAGAUGUAACGUCAUAGAGCGAGCGCCGCGCACGCACGCACGCCGAAGGGAAACGUCGAGUUCCGGGUGUUCAGAGUCGACCCCAAAUUGGGGGAAGGGUGGUGCUCUCGGUAUCGGAGUGGGCGGAGGGGCGUGAGGAAAGUCCUACGGUGGCCGCAGAGGGACGGCGCUACGGCUCCCACGCUGGGCCAAACGCCGCCGGCCACCGGCCGCCAGAGCCCCUGGCCCUUCGGGGCAGGUGGGGACCGGUGAGGCACCGAGCUUCGUAGCCACCGCGCCGUCGGCACAAUGCGGCUGCCCUACUCCUGGAGCCCCGAGGGACAGGGGGGCCCGCAGGCCGGGACGCCGGCGCGGAGAGGGCACCCGGCCCACGCCUCCCCCGGGGCUCAGCGGUGGGCUCCCGGGCCUAGGUGCCCAUGACGCUGACUGCCACCCGGACGCCGCCUCUGCCGCGAGCUAGCGCCGCCGCCCAGGCCCCAAUGCCGGUCAUGCCCAUCCCGCGGCGGGUGCGCUCCUUCCACGGCCCGCACACCACCUGCCUGCACGCGGCCUGCGGGCCCGCACGCACCUCCCGCCUGGCGCGCACCAAGUACAACAACUUCGACGUGUACGUGCGGGCGCGCUGGCUGUACGGCUUCAUCCGCUUCCUGCUCUACUUCAGCUGCAGCCUCUUCACGGCGGCGCUGUGGGGCGCGCUGGCCGCGCUCUUCUGCCUGCAGUACGUGGGCGUGCGCGUCCUGCUGCGCUUCCAGCUCAAGUUGUCGGUGCUGCUGCUGCUGCUGGGCCGCCGGCGCGUGGACUUCCGCCUUCUCAACGAGCUGCUGGUCUACGGCAUCCACGUGACCAUGCUGCUGGUCGGGGGCCUGGGCUGGUGCUUCAUGGUCUUCGUGGACAUGUGAGCGCCCUGCGGCCUGCUCCGGGCUUGGUUCCCGGGGCCUGUGGGGUCGACGCCUGCGGCUGGGGUCUCUUCUUGCGGGGGCUCCGUCAGGGCCCUGUCCGCCGCGCUCCAUCCCGCAGACAGGUCUCUGCCCCGGCGAGGAGCAGGCUGAGACUUCUGUGAGGGGGGGCACCGCGCCCUCCCACCCACCCGGUUUUUCCCCUGCGUCUGCUGUGUGCGCCCAGGUGCAGUGACAUCCUGGCCACCUCCCUGUGCUUCCAGCCUGCACUUUUCCAGGCCAUGCUGUGUCCCUGGCCGUUCUCCAGGACACUGGCGCGGUGUGCGGCCCAGGAGCAGACCUGGAGGGGUCUUCCCGACCGUGCGCCCUGUUCCCCACCCCAGGGGAGCGGCGGGCUCCAUUUGCCACACUGCCACCGAGCCGCUCACUCCACCCUGGGCCGCCCCGGUCCUGGCACAGCCAACAGGCCCCCAUCCGCCUGGCACCCCAAGAUGUCAGGGGGCGUGAGUCCCAGGCCGGUCCUCAGGGUCGCCUUGGUGUGUGCAGGCGCAGUCUGCCAGUCACCACGGCCCCCGAGGGUCCGGCCCAGGGCAGGCUGUCUUCCUCUUGGGCGGGGCUGAAUGGGGGUUUCUGGGAAGGCAGCGCAGUUCUUCCUGGCUGUGGGGGGUGCUUUUGGUCUCUUUUCCUGGGAGGGGACACCCAGAGGUCAAAGGUGGUGGGAGGCGCUCUGAGCAUGCCCCACUUGACCUGGGCAGACCCUGCGUGUCAGAGCACCUCCCAGAGUCCAGGCUGUGGCCCUGGGCCGGGUUUCCAAGCUUGGGGCUCAGCUGCCCCGCUGCUCCCGCCUUGGCAGCUGUUGGCGUGAAAAGCAGAAAUGGACGUGGCCAGGGAAGAAGAGCAAAGGGCUGGUGGCCCAGGCGGGGGGCACUUUUGGUCGCAGGGAACGCACUGCAGAGGCCGGGCAUCUUGUCCACACCCCUGGCUCUGGCCUUCUGCCUCAGGGGGACAGGGUGGCCGUGUGUUCUGGCGGCACCGUGGGCCUCCUUGGCAAGGGAGCAGGCGCUCCGAGUAAUUGUGCUGGGACAACAGCCAGACAUGGGCCCAGGAUGUAGGGCCGAGGCCGCCACACCCCGAGUCGCCCCACACCCCCUGGGUGUGGGCGGUGGCCCCUUCGACCCUGCCUGGCCAGCCAGGCCAGUGGCCCCCGGGGGGACCUCCAGGACUGUUAGGUGCCACUGGAAGAAAACCCAAAUCAGGGAGAGAGAGAGAGAGAGAGAGAGAGCACAGAAACCCUCGGCUGCGACCGUGCCACAGUCUGGAGUCAGCUGUAGGAUGAUGGUCAGGGGUUCCCUGGGGGUGGCCCGAGCUGCGUGCCCAAGCCCCGGACGGCGGCGAGGGGCCGGCCCGCGGGGACCCCGCUUCUCUGUGCUGCGGAGGGUCUUGCACUAGGCCGUGCUGGUUCCUGAAAGCUUUGUUUGUGUUCAUGGGCUCACGCCGCUCCGAUCCCACGGAGCCCCCCGGCCUGGGCGGGCGCCUGUCCACGCCCCGGGGACGGCGGGAGGGGUCUGGCCGUGCGCCGCCCGAGUGUCUGCGGGCAGUACCGGGGGCUGACACGCUCGGCGUGCAGCUGCCCGGGGGCCGAGUGCCUGUGAAUUCUUUAGGAAAUGAGCCACCUGCAUUAAACUUAUUUUUUUAACGCA
This is a messenger RNA of Phyllostomus hastatus (greater spear-nosed bat), 2604 nucleotides long. RefSeq names its product transmembrane protein 250 (gene TMEM250). Lineage: Eukaryota; Metazoa; Chordata; Mammalia; Chiroptera; Phyllostomidae. The transcript has 2 exons. The record is from RefSeq and is a predicted model, not a curated record. Bases 425 to 907 code for a protein of 160 amino acids.